AAGUAACAUUCUAAAAGAGGCCAUGUUGGAUUAGGUUACUUUCUGUUAUCUGUAUUGGGAGCUGCUAGAAUUAUAUUUUGAAAGCUGCCGUUUUCCUCGAUAGUGCGGCAGAAGUGAUUGUUGCGUGGCUGGGUCAUUGUUGGACUUCUGUAGAGGAAGCGGCGAACUUUCGAGAAAAAUCGUCAGAUCUCAGACCAUACGCUUGGCGCCGAUGACGCAGCCCCCGAUGUCCAGGUCGGCCGGAAUUAUCUGAGAUUUCGCCUUUCAUUGUAGAACAAAUUGAAAUCCAACAGCAGAAAUGGCCUCAUUACUCGAUAUUACUGUGAAGACUUUGGACUCUCAAAAUCACAAGUUUAACCUUGCUGAGGAUAAAACGGUCAAAGAUUUCAAAGAUGAGAUCGAGAAGGUUGUCAACAUUCCGGCCAACAGCCAAAGGCUCAUUUACUGUGGUCGAGUUUUGCAGGAUGAAAAGCAACUCAAGGAAUACAAUCUCGACAAAAAGGUGGUUCACCUUGUCCAGAGAGUGCCUCCAACACAGAGGCCGCACACAGCAGGGGCGAGCACCUCCACAAGGUCUUCGGCCACCAACAGCCCUCGUCGCAUCAACAUCAGCACUGCUCGAGGAUUUGAUUCAAAUACCUUGGACAUGAUCCAUUUAGCAGCUCACAACCGAAUUAGUCUUGUGAAUCACAUGCUGUCUCGAGCUGAGAACUGUGUUGCUCGUCUUGAGGACCCAACUGUAGCUCCAUAUCCGCCAGCAGACCACAUAAAUAUGAGUGCCCUGACUGCUGAAGGAGCAGAUGCAUUUGUGGGUCCUGAACUGGCUGGGACUUUGACAACAUCGAUUUCUGUGUCCGAUUCUCCAGAAGGCAAUAACCCCACAACUCUUGGUGGCGCCGUUUCAGCUGCUGUGGCCGGUGCGCUCUCGGCCAUUGUCUCUGCUGUAAACACUUCAAUGGGUGGCAACACCAACAUCACUGUUGGGGCACCAAACAUUACCGUCACCUCCAUGUCCUCUGAUGUGCCCAUGGACUCGCCGCCUCAUCCAACGUCAAGCGAAGAAGCACCAGUGCCACCUCCAGCAAGUGCCAGUAGCGAAAAUGCACCUGCUUCUGCUGGGGCCACUGCUGGUCAAGAGCAGCCUUCCAGUUCAUCAUCAACUUCAACAAGCUCUCCCAGCGCUCAGCAACGCCCAAGAAGAGGGUCACCAAUCAGUGCAAUGGCUGAUUCCAUUGAUCACAUGAACAGAAUCCAGGAUCGGCUCCGUCCAUUCUCAGAUGAAAUGAACAGAAUCAUGCGAGAAGAUCCAGCAGUUGCUUCUUUUGAGGGACAGAACAACACUCUUGAAGAUGUGCAGCGUCGAUUCUCAUUAGUGUCGGAGACAAUGCACUUCAUCAGCCAUGCAUACCACCACUUGUCGGACCUGAGUCUGGGCCUCACUCGCCCUCCGCCCCGCACUUUGGGCGUCCGCUCUCUUGUCCUGCAGCCAGCCUUUGUUCAGGGUGUUGGCAUUCCUGUGCAGGCGCAGAUCAACGUCGUCUCCGGCCACAUCAGCCCCCAGCAGGCGUCCCCAUCUCACGGAAGCACUUCGCCUCCCACAGCCAACCCUGCCUCCACUCCAGCUGCCACCGCCGAGCAACCUCCGCAAGCUGAUCAACCUGGACGUCCACAGAUGGUCCCUGAAUUCAUGGUGGGGCCAACAUUUGAGGCCCGUCGCAGUUCGUUCACUCUGCCCUCAGGAGGCAAUGUAGAGGUCGUGAUGGAAAUGACCCCUGGCAGUCUGACCUACGUGCCAGGCCAAUCUGGGGGAGGUGGCGGUGGCCAGCACAACCACUUCCAUCAUGUGCACGAAGCCUCGCCUGACCUGAUGAGGGCCAUCAUUAUGCACGCCAUGUCCCACCAGAUGGGUGGUGGCCAGGGAGGUCAAAGCGGUCAGCCCGCAAGCGCCCCCACUUCAAACAGCUCUGCGUCUCCUUCGGCCGCAGCUGCUGCGGGGGCCGGCGCUGCCCCUUCCUCUGGAGGCGCCACUGGCCAGAACAGCCAAGCCAGAGGCACUACCACCACCAACCCUACCACAUCUACACAGACAAGGUCCACACCAAGGCCCCAUGUGCACUUGGCCCCAGUGAACGUUCCAGUGAGCAUGAGCAACAUGUUCGACCCGUACUUGAUGUGCAGCUCACACCACAUUCACGCCAGACGCCGACAAACAGAGCCGACGCAGACAACCACUACUGCAAGCGCAGCCGCACAGAGCGCGCCUUCGACUCCAACAAGACAACCUACUGCUCCUCAACAGCCCCCGUCUCAGCCUAGGCCUCCACCUCCACCAGGGGCUAUCAAUGUUGAUGACAUUUUACGCCGAAGCUUGUUGGACAUAAUUCCUCAUGAUAGUUUUGCUAACUGGAGAAUGCCUACAAUAAACUGGCCGACAGCCCCUGACCAUGAAGCGUCCGUCUUCUCCUCGAUCAUAAACACAGUUACCCAAAACCUCACGCUAGAAGACAUACUGCAGCUGAGCUUUCAGCAGGGAACUCCGCUGAGUCGCAUUCGAACCCCGCUCAGAGAGAUAGUGAACCAACAGCUUAUGAGAGGCGAACCUGUCACCCCUGAAAACACUAACCAGGCUGUGGAAAGAAUUAUGCAUGAGAUUCCUAUAGUCAAUAUGCUACAAACCUGGAAUCAGCUUCGUCCAGGAUUGAAUGUGGCCGAGUCAUUCAGACGAUUCUACAGAGACCAGCUUACAUCAUUUUUGGAACUGAUCAACAACGAUAGCAUCACACCAAACCAGUUUGGGCCCCGUCUUUUGGGAUUCAGUGGUCAAUUUCUGCGCUAUCUCACUUCGCUGACAAUGCUUUUCUGCCGAGACGGUCGCAGGGGCCUGGAGGAAUUCAUCGGAUCGACUGUGAAUCGUCUGAUUCCAAGCCCAAGCACCCCGACGCCAAUGGCUGUUCUGCACGGCCGCAACUCUAUGUCUGCUUACUUCCUCUCCAUGCAGAUUGACACUCCAGCCGUCGAGAGAUUCGUUCAGCGCGUGUCUGCAACUCCAGACCUGACUGCUACCACUCCUGCCGAAAGCCAGACUGCCACUCCUCGCACUGCAGCUGCCGUUGAGGCUAUGGAGUGUGACGAGGAAUUCGUCUUGGCCGCCGAAGAACUACCCACUCAGCAAGUGCUGCCUCCUCCCGAGGAAGUUGAGGAAGGUGCCAUUGUGCUGCCUCCCAUGGGCACAGAUUCAAGUGCCGCCUGCGACGUUGUUGUCGGGGCUGAGGAGUGGCACACAGGACUUGACCCUGACUGGGUGCCUGUGAUCAGCCGAGACAUUCAGCGGCAGCGUAGGCAGCCGGACCAGGCGCCGUUUAGUGACUCUUACUUGUCUGGCAUGUCGAGCAAGCGGCGCAAACUGGUCAGCGGCAGCAAACCGCAGGGCAGCGUCGACCAGGUCAUUGCCAAGUCCGUGGCAACGGCGGCAACUGCCGCCGGCGUUUCGAAUGCUGAACAGCUGGCCAAGGCUGCUUCCUCGGACACAACGUUGCAGGCCGCCUACAAGGAGGAGGUGAAGAAAUCUGUGCAGCAGCAGCUGUCGCUGAACCCAGACUUCUCAGCCGAGCGUCAUCCAAAUGCUAACAAGUAUUUCAAGCCGACGAAGCAGUAGAAUUGAUCAAGGGAAGGAAGAAAAUUUUCAUUUCCAAUUCUUUUCUCACCACCAACUUCACUGCUGUCCAGUCAGUUAAUUUUAUACACUUCUUCAUACUGUUGCGUACUACACAAUUAACCUAAGUAAGCGAGCCUAAGUUAAGCUGGAUUAAUGCACAUGGAAGAAAAAUGCGCAUCUUCUUUCGGGAAAACUUCAUAGUUGUGGUUUUUUUCAUUUUUUUUUCUUUAAAGAAAUUUGGCAAAACUGUCUUGAAUUCUUUGGCUCUUUAUUCUUAAUAGAAACAUUUAAGUUUGCACAUUAUGCUUAAAAUUAUGCUACAGUGUGUGAGGAUGAGUUGGUGCUGAUUGCUGAUAAGCAAUUUUCCACGAUUAAUUGAAUAAUUUGUUCCUAAAAAUUUGAUCUUGAGAGCUCGGAACUAUUUUGAUUGAAUUGGCAGUCAAAUUUGGAAUAGCAAUUUAUACUGAAAGUAAGUUGCAUUAUUUGGCGUGCCUGUUUAUUGUUUGCUUUUUGUUCGCAAAACCAAACUUGUUCCAUCUGUUUGAGAUAUUGAAGUGCGUUUUGAUGUGCGUCUCUUAUCUGUAAAUUCACAUUCAUACUCGUAAUAAAAAUAUAAUAAUAUAUUCAUUAGCUUCUAUACAGUGAACAAAAUUCAGUUUUCUUUUCUACAAAAUAAUUCCCUGGCAAAGAAUUUCGUUAUAUGCAGACCAAUUAAUUCUAAGGCGCCUAAUGUCCAAUUAAAAAUGCACCACAGUUGAUCGGCGCCACGGAAGACAGCGAGACAAAUAGAUGGUGGGACAGAUAAGCGGCGCCCAGUCAACACGUUCCAAACAAUUCGGCCCAAAAAACUCGGCGGGCACCAAAUUUCCUGGCGCCACCACUUGUGUGACACAUUCUUUACAAGGAUGCAUAGUAAACAUCCACUUUUCAUUCAAAACGCUGGUAUAUUUCUUAAAAGAUAAAUCCUUUUCAAUUUUUUUUUCUGAAUUAAAAUACUGCUUCAAUGACUUUACUGAAGAUUAUUGACUAUUUUGACGUUGCUCAGAGACCAGCUUAAAGAAAAUAGGAUUACAGAAGUAUAAUAAGAUGCGCCUUUUUCUUUGACUACAUUGACUGAUUUCUUUUAUCAUUUGCACAGAUGUUCUUUCUCACAAAAAUUCUAAGAGCAGUUGCAAAAAUAUCAGACCCUCAUUUUAUUUUAACUUAUUUUUUAGAGGCUUCAGAAUGAGAUCAAAUUAUAAUUUUUUAACACGUAUGGAGGUUUUGUAUAAAUAUAAUAACUAAUUCGCUUAUUUCCAAUAAUAUAGAAAUUAUGUUACUAACAAAACAAAAAAUAUGCUGUAUAUCAAGAAGGUUAUUAAAUCAAGCAUCCUUUUAAUA
Molecule: messenger RNA, 5035 nt
Organism: Neocloeon triangulifer
Lineage: Eukaryota; Metazoa; Arthropoda; Insecta; Ephemeroptera; Baetidae
Product: large proline-rich protein BAG6
Exons: 19
Coding region: 299-3655 (1118 amino acids)
Cellular component (GO): BAT3 complex
Molecular function (GO): misfolded protein binding; polyubiquitin modification-dependent protein binding
Source: RefSeq, a predicted model, not a curated record